CCGAAGCCGCGAUAACCAAAACCGUCUCCAGUAUCGCGCUUUAAAGUGGUUCCUCACAUUUCUUCAAAAUGAAUGUGACUGUUCGUUUCUUAAGACCUUUUGCCAGAUAUCUGGUGCCAUAUACCUUCCAUAGGACAAGAAGUAAUUCAUAUUCAAGAGUUCUGCAGAGAUAUGUGUCUUCCAAAGUACCUUCUUUGCCCUGUCAUAAUAAGGACAGUACAUCCCCUCCUGAGCAGCUAGAAUUGGAUGGGUGGAAAACUACAAUGAAAUCUAGCAUUCAAGAAAAUGGUGUUUCAGUGGUCUCCGACAAAGAUGAAGACUCUCUGGCUGCAACCAGAGAGCUAAUUGAGAUGUGGAGAUUGCUUGGCAAAGAAGUACCAGAACACAUCACUGAAGAGGAGCUCAAAACCCUUAUGGAAUGUGCUUCUAAGUCAGCCAAAAAGAAAUACUUAAGGUAUUUGUAUGGUAAGGAAAUGAUGAAAAAAGCUAAGCAAAUGAAGAAGGAAAUGAAAGCAGCAGCCAGGGAAGAAGCAAAAAGGGCCAGGUCACUAGAGCCCAGCACGGGAGAGGAACAACGGGACUUCAUGUUUCUCCGACUCUGGGACCGACAGACCAACAUCGCACUGGGAUGGAAGGGUGUCCAGGCCAUGCAGUUUGGACAGCCUUUGGUUUUUGACAUGGCUUAUGAUAAUUACAUGAAACCAAGUGAACUGCAGAAUACAGUUUCUCAACUUUUAGAAAGUGAAGGCUGGAACAGAAGGAAUGUUGAUCCUUUCCACAUUUAUUUCUGCAAUCUUGAGGUAGAUGGUGCUUACCAUAGAGAGCUAGUUAAACGGUAUGGAGAAAAAUGGGACAAGUUGCUCUUAACAGCCACAGAAAAGUCUCCUGUCGAUUUAUUUCCAAAGGACAGUAUUAUAUAUUUAACUGCAGAUUCUCCCAAUGUUAUGACUACCUUCAAGCAUGAUAAAAUUUAUAUAAUUGGAUCAUUUGUUGAUAAAAAUACACAGACAGGAACAUCCUUAGCCAAGGCUAAACGGCAAAAUCUAGCAACAGAAUGCCUUCCACUAGAUAAAUAUUUACAAUGGGAUGUUGGUAACAAAAACCUCACCUUAGAUCAAAUGAUUCGAAUUCUGCUCUGCCUGAAAAACACUGGUAACUGGGAAGAGGCUCUCAAGUUUGUUCCCAGGAGAAAGCACACUGGCUAUUUAGAGGUUCCUGAGCAUUCGCAGGCAGCUUUUAGGAAACUGAAGAAGACAAAGACUUUAAAUUCGUUUCGAAAGGGCUCCUUAAAUGUACACAUGUGGAAAAGGUGACCUAAGUGAGAAAGUAAUAAGCAGGCUGGAAGUACGGUUAAAAGAAUGUAUUUCUUUCGAGACUGACAGUAGAGGUUUGCCUUUUUGUUGUUUGCUUUUUUGAGACAGGAUUUCUCUGUAGCCUGUACUGCAACAAGGCCAGACUAGGUGUAGGUAUCAGCAAAAGUUUGGAAGUUUGUUGUUUUAUUUGUUGUAAAAACUAUCAGAAGUUUAUAGAUUAAUCUAGAAUUGAACACAAUAAAAGUUACUAGCAUUUUUUUAAAUCAGUCUUUGAAUAUCAGACUUUGUUGUCCUGUUUGGUUUGAGGGUUGAUUUGGUUUUUGGUUUUGUUUUGUGGGUUUUCCUUUGCGGGGAGGGAAGGCAUGCCUCUGGUAGCCUAUGCCAGCUUCAACCCUUAUUCUCUACUUCCCCUUCCCAAAUGAUAGGAUCACAGGCAUGUGUCACCAUGGCUGGCUCCGUUACACAUUCUCUUUAUCAAUGUUAGGAUCUUUUUCAUGAGAAAAUUUGAAGUUGUGAUUAUGAAAUUAAAGCCUGUAUACAACACUGGUCAUGUUACAGGCACUAAGUUAAGUUAUAUUGCAUAACACAAUCUUGGUUGUCAAAAAAACUGACUUUCCUUGGCAUGUUAGGCAGUUUUCUAAUACUGUGAAAGUUGAGUUUGGAGGUAAAACCAACCAAUUAUUUAGGACAGAAAUGUAUCUGGACUGGGAUGAUGUCUCAGUGGUCUCUUGCAGAGAACUUAAAUUCUGUUCCCAGCACCACUUUGGGUAGCUUGCAACCACCUGUAAUUCUAGUUCCAGUGGAUGUGACACCCACUGGCCUCUAAGGGUACAUGUACGAAAUGUAAACAACUCAGGUAGGCAUAUACCCACAUGAAUACAAAUCUGAAAAAAAAAAAUACUUGGUUAGUACACAGUACUUAUUGUAUGGAUAGCAUUUCUGGGAAAUACUGUUUCUCCAGCCACGAGGUUUUAAAACAUGUCUUAGAAGUUAUUGAUUGAAUAAAAAUGACGCCCACAGAUAGGUCCUUGGGGAUUGGCACUGUUAAGUAUGGCCUUGUUGGAGUAAGUAUGGCCUUGUUGGAGUACGUAUGGUUUGUUAGAGGAAGUACAUCACUAGGAGGUUGGCUUUGAAGUUUCAGAUCUCAAGCCACACAAUGUGACUGUCUAUUUGUGGAUCCAGAUAUAGAGCUCUCAGCUCCUUCCCCAGCACUAUAUCUGCCUGCAUGCCAACAUGCUUCCUGCCAUGACAAUAACAGACUAACCCUUUGAAACUGUAAGCCAGCCCCAAUAAAAUGUUUUCCUUCAUAA
This is a messenger RNA of Rattus norvegicus (Norway rat), 2623 nucleotides long. RefSeq names its product tRNA methyltransferase 10C, mitochondrial RNase P subunit (gene Trmt10c). Bases 69 to 1313 code for a protein of 414 amino acids. Lineage: Eukaryota; Metazoa; Chordata; Mammalia; Rodentia; Muridae. The transcript has 2 exons. Gene Ontology annotation, molecular function: identical protein binding; tRNA (adenine(9)-N1)-methyltransferase activity; tRNA binding. Gene Ontology annotation, cellular component: catalytic complex; tRNA methyltransferase complex; mitochondrion. Gene Ontology annotation, biological process: tRNA processing; tRNA 3'-terminal CCA addition; mitochondrial tRNA 5'-end processing. The record is from RefSeq and is marked provisional.